AUUGAGCUACUUUAGAGUAAGAUUGCCAAGAUGGGCCCUAAACUAAUCCCUUAGAUCACUCGGGAGUUUUAAAAAGUGUUAACCAACACCGAGGAAAAUACUUAACACAUAUCCAAAAAAAUGUUCCCAAGUGAUUUUUAAUUAACAUGUUUUGUUCUUGUGUCGUGUGAACGCCACGCAGCAUUAUUGCUGUAGCAACCUGUUUCUACAUGUUGUGAACUGGUUUUCCCUCUUCAUGGAAACAUAUACCACUGCAUGGACUGUAAAGAAAGUCUGUCUUAUUAUCAGUGAAAUCCUGUCUGUCAGAUCAAUAUUUAUCAGUUUCCGAGAGAAAUUGCAGCGGCAUCUCUUAUCUGUCAACCAGCUCUUCGCAUGGCAUGCUUAAACAACGCCAGUGAGGGUGGAGGUAUUUGCAUCCUUGUGCCACCCUGUUUACUACAAUAGGUCGUCUUACAAAUAGGGCUUCUUCUAAACCUCGAUUUUGUGUUUUUCCCCUGUCUUCACGGUUACCAAGUGAUUGUUUGUUUAAUCAAGACACAGAUUAGCCUUGCCAAACCUGUUAGCUUCUCCAAGCCCGUGAGAAAACAAACAGGAUGACACAUUGUAACCUUGCAAGACGGUAGCUGCGGAGGUCAGAAAACAAGUGUCGAGAGACUAUGGCUCCCCUCAGCUGACCAAGAAACGAGGAGGCGCGCACCACCCUUUGCCCUUGACGGAGGUGGUUGACCCUGUGGACUUUGAGGAGUAUGUGAGCAGUCACGCUCCUGGGGUGGAGUCUGGCCCCCUCAGACAGCUAAUGGAGUUCCCCCAGGAUGACAUGGAGCUCCUCCACCAGGACAAAGAGUGCAUUACGCUGGAGCCGCCACUGCCUGAAGAAGAGGAUUCACUGGAUCCCAGAGUGAGAGAUGCCUUGGCAGUCUACACAGAUGACUGGCUCAUCAUUCAAAGAAAAUAUCAACGCUACAGCACCAUGUUCACCCCUCACAGCUCUGAGCGACAGAGAGAGAGACAGCGAGGACUGGUCAAACAGACCUUUGAACUGGAUGAGGUGGCUGCUGCUGAGCGCCAGGACGACCAGGAAGACGCAAAGCGACGCUCAGUCAGCCUCGAUGAGACUCCUCGGGGAAGCUGGGCCUCCAGCAUCUUUGACCUGAAGAACUCCUCUCCAGACGCUCUCCUGCCGUCUGUGCUGGAACGUACAGCUCCAGAGGACAUGGACCGUCGCAAUACUGAGGCACGCCUGCAGGGGCGCCACAGUGACCUGCUGGGCCUGUACCCUCCCCCUGAUGAGGAUGAAGCAGUAGAAAGAUGCUCUGCCAUCGAAGUACCAAAGGAACACUGUGGCCAGAGGAUCAUGGUCAAGUGUUUGUCUCUGAAGUUUGAGAUAGAAAUUGAGCCAAUAUUUGGAACACUUGCCCUGUAUGACAUAAAGGAAAAGAAAAAGAUCUCUGAGAAUUUCUACUUCGAUCUGAACUCGGAUCAGAUGAAAGGGCUGCUUAAACCACACACACCUCACAUAGCCAUUUCCACAUUGGCCCGGUCUGCCAUUUUCUCCAUCACAUACCCUUCUGCCGAUAUCUUCUUGGUUAUUAAGCUUGAGAAAGUCCUUCAGCAGGGAGACAUUGGAGAAUGCUGCGAGCCCUACACAGUCAUGAAAGAGUCAGAUUCCUCCAAGCACAAGGAAAAGCUGGAGAAGCUGCGUCAACAGGCAGAGCAGUCAUGUUGUCGUCUCGGACGUUUUCGCAUGCCUUUUGCCUGGACAGCCAUCCACCUUCUCAACAUCGUGAGCAGCGUGGGAGGUCUGGAACGGUCGGACCCCGACUCCGACUCUGAGCGAAAAGGUCAUGGGACAUGGAAUGAGAGAAAGAAAAAGGGGUUUGAGCGGAUGAGUGUCGGGGAUGACAUCUGCAACUUUGCCACUUUCCGCCCCGCAACGUUGACCGUCACCAACUUCUUCAAACAGGAGGGGGACCGACUGAGCGAUGAGGACCUCUACAAAUUUCUGGCGGAUAUGCGCAGACCGUCCUCUGUUCUGCGGCGACUGAGGCCUGUUACAGCCCAGUUGAAGAUUGACAUCUCUCCAGCUCCGGACUCGCCACACUACUGUCUGUCGCCAGAGCUGCUUCACGUGAAGCCUUACCCGGACCCGCGUGUUCGCCCAACCAAGGAGGUGCUGGAGUUCCCUGCUCGCUAUGUCUACACACCACACACCACCUACAGGAACUUGCUCUAUGUUUACCCACAAAGUCUGAACUUCAACAGUCGCCAGGGCUCAGUGAGGAACAUUGCUGUGAAGGUUCAGUUCAUGGCAGGAGAGGACCCCAGUCAAGCUUUGCCGGUCAUCUUUGGGAAGUCAAGUUGUGCUGAGUUCAUGAAUGAGGCCUACACUCCUGUCAUCUACCAUAACAAGUCUCCUGAGUUUUAUGAGGAGAUGAAGAUGAAGAUUCCUGCCAAUCUGACAGACAACCACCAUCUGCUGUUCACCUUCUACCACAUCAGCUGCCAGCCCAAACAGAACACGCCUCUGGAGACCCCCGUGGGCUACACGUGGAUCCCUCUGAUGCAGCAUGGCCGACUACGCACCGGCUCCUUCAGUUUGCCCGUCUCAGUGGAAAAGCCUCCACCGAGCUACUCUGUACUCACCCCUGACGUUCAGCUCCCAGGCAUGAAGUGGGUGGAUAAUCACAAAGGGGUGUUCAAUGUCGAAGUGACAGCGGCCUCCUCGGUUCACACUCAGGACCCUCACCUGGAUAAGUUCUUCACUCUGGUUUAUGUUCUGGAGGAGUACUCCUUCCCCUUCCGCCUGAAGGAUGUUAUCAUUACUGAAGCAAACAUGGAAGGGGAGCUGAAGGCCAGCAUGGCUGCACUGAGAGGGGCUCUGCUGGAUACCUGUGUCAGGUUCCUGCACCAGCUGCUCAACAAGCUCAUUCAGCUCAUCGUCUACCCGCCGGUCAUUGCGGGCCAAAUCGUAAACCUGGGCCGGACUGCCUUUGAAGCUAUGGCUUUGCUGGUCAACCAGAUCCACAAGAACCUGGAAGGGAACCAGGACCAACACGGUCGUAACCACCUGUUGGCGUCAUACAUCCACUACUGCUUCCGCCUGCCAACCGCCGAGCCUGCAGUGCCCCCAACCGCUGGCUCACAGUCCUACGAGAUGCCUUUGCAGUACGCCACCAUAUCGAGAGCAACAGCCCGUCCAAGCAGCCUGCACUUGUCCCGCUCCAAGAGUAUCAGCAACUCCAACCCAGACUUGGCCAGCACACCAGUUUCUCCUGACGAAGAGGUGCAGAGGAUCAUAGGGAGCAAGGGCAUUGACCGCUCCCACUCCUGGGUAAACUCUGCUUAUGCCCCGGGGGGUUCCAGAUCUGUGCUACGCCGGAACCCCAACUCCAGCUGUGAGCUCAAGCAGGCAAACGACCGCAGCUGUAAUCGCAUGUCUGCCUUCCUGGACAGCGUGGCCUUGUUUUCAGUUCCCACAAGGCAGAUAGCCAAGAAGCUCCUCCACGAGGAGCUGGCAUUGCAGUGGGUGGUCAGCACCAGCACAGUGAGGGAAGCAGCGCUGCAGCAGGCCUGGUUUUUCUUCCAGCUCAUGACAAAGAGCAUGGCACAUCACUUAUUCCUGACCUCAAAACUGAACGUUCCCAGGCGUCAGCGUUUCCCAGACCGCUUUGUGGACGACAUCGCUGCACUCGUGUGUGCCAUCAGCGCAGACGUUGCCGGUCGAUACCACAAGGAUGUGGAGCUUGUGGAGAGAUUAAAUAGCAGUCUGGCUUUCUUCCUGAAUGACCUGCUGUCUCUCAUGGACCGGGGCUUUGUGUUCAACCUCAUCCGCUCCUACUACAAACAGAUUGCCAACAAGCUCCACACAGCGCAGAACCCCAGCUCUCUGAACGCCCUGAGGAUGGACUUCAUUCGUAUCGUCUGCAGCCACGAGCACUACGUCACCCUCAACCUGCCGUGCUCCACUCUAAGCCCUCCAGCCUCCCCAUCCCCCUCCACCUCCUCCACCACCUCGCAGAGUUCAGCGUUUUCCAGUAUGGUGCAAGAUCAGGGUGUGGCCACCAUGUUUGAGCUCUCCGUCCCUUUUCGCCAGCAGCACUUCCUGUCUGGCCUGCUGCUUACCGAGCUUUCUCUCAUCCUUGAUCCUGAUGGAGAAGGAGUUUUUUUCCUUCAUAAAAAGGCCAUUAGUGCCGUUCACUCCCUGUUGUGCAGCCAUGAUGUAGACCUUCGCUACACUGACCCUCAGGUCAGGGCCCAUGUGGCCCAGCUCUACCUGCCCCUCAUCGCCAUCGUCAUGGAGACAUUGCAACAGCUCCACGACUUCUCUGACUCCUCGCCUGCUCGGGUCCGCCAUGCCUCAGCCCACGCCGACGAUGCCGACCCAGACAGCGGCAAUACUAUCAGUCAGUCUGUUGCCAUGGCAAUUGCCGGCUCCCCUUUGCCGCAUGCCAAAGCCAACCCCUUCGCACUGCCCACAGUGCCUGGGCGCCAGUCCAGCUCUCUGUCUGCCGAAUGCAGCAGGACUCUGCUGGUGUGUUUCCUGUGGGUGCUGAAGAAUGCAGAUGCAGCUCUCCUGGAGCGCUGGGUGUCUGAUUUGUCUGUACUGCAAAUCAACCGCCUGUUGGAUCUGCUGCAUCUCUGUGUCUCCUGCUUUGAAUACAAGGGGAGAAAGACUCUGGAGAGGAUCAACAGCCUGACAUUCAAGAAGUCUCAGGACAUGAAGGCCCGGCUGGAGGAGGCCAUACUGGGCACCAUCGGAGCUCGUCAGGAGAUGGUUCGCCGCUGCAGAGAAAGGAGUCCCUAUGGCAGCCAGGAGAAUGUUCGGUGGAGGAAGAACGUCACUCACUGGAGGCAAAAUGCAGACAGAGUUGACAAGACUAAAGCUGAGGUGGAGCAGGAGUCUUUAGUGGAUGGAAACUUGGCUACUGAGGCGUCUCUGAUUGUACUGGAUACGCUGGAGAUUAUAGUGAAGACUGUGGUGGCAUCAGAGCUAAAGGAAAGUGUCCUCGGUGGAGUGCUGAGAGUCCUCCUUCACAGCAUGGCAGGCAACCAGAGCGCCCUCUUCCUGCAACACUGCUUCACUACACAAAGGGCUUUGGUCUUCAAGUUCCCAGAGAUGCUGUUCGAGGAGGACACCGAGCUUUGUGCUGACCUGUGCCUGCGUCUCCUGCGUCACUGCAGCAGCAGCGUUGGCUCUGUCAGAAGUCACGCCUCCGCCUCCCUUUACCUGCUCAUGAGGCAGAACUUUGAGAUUGGAAAUAACUUUGCUCGUGUGAAGAUGCAGGUGACCAUGUCCCUGUCAUCACUGGUGGGAACGUCGCAAAACUUCAACGAGGAGCAUCUUCGUCACUCACUCAAGACUAUCCUGACGUAUGCCGAAGAGGACGUGGAGCUGCGCGACACACCCUUCCCAGAGCAGGUCCAGGAUCUGGUAUUCAACCUGCACAUGAUUCUCACCGACACUGUUAAGAUGAAAGAGCAUCAGCAGGAUCCGGAGAUGCUCAUCGACUUAAUGUACAGGAUUGCAAAGGGCUACCAGAACUCCCCUGACCUGCGUCUGACGUGGCUCCAGAACAUGGCAGGAAAACACUGUGAGAGAGGGAACCAUGCCGAAGCCGCCCACUGUCUGGUCCACAGUGCAGCACUGGUGGCAGAAUACCUCAACAUGCUGGAGGAUUGCCGCUACCUGCCAAUAGGUUGUGUCACGUUUCAGAAUAUUUCAUCCAACGUAUUGGAGGAGUCGGCUGUGUCCGAUGACGUCUUGUCUCCUGAGGAGGAGGGGAUUUGUGCUGGGAAGUACUUCAGCGAGUCUGGCCUGGUGGGCCUCCUGGAGCAAGCAGCUGCCUCCUUUAACAUGGCUGCCAUGUACGAAGCCAUCAAUGAAGUGUACAAAAUUCUGCUGCCCAUCCACGAAGCCAACAGAGAUUUCAAAAAGCUGGCUACUGUCCACGGGAAGCUGCAGGAUGCCUUCAACAAAGUCUACAACCAAAGUUCAGGAUGGGAGAGAAUGUUUGGGACCUACUUCCGGGUGGGUUUCUAUGGCUGCCGCUUCGGAGACCUGGAUGAACAGGAGUUUGUCUACAAGGAGCCAUCAAUCACCAAACUGGCUGAGAUCUCUCACAGACUGGAGGAGUUCUACUCAGAGAGAUUUGGCGAUGAUGUGGUAGAAAUUAUCAAAGACUCCAACCCAGUGGACAAAAACAAACUGGAUCCCAACAAGGCCUACCUCCAGAUCACCUACGUUGAACCGUUCUUCGACACGUACGAGCUGAAAGAAAGGGUCACCUACUUUGACAAGAACUACAACCUGCGUACCUUCAUGUACUGCACCCCCUUCACCCUGGACGGCCGAGCCCACGGCGACCUGAACGAGCAGUACAAACGCAAAACCAUCCUGACGACAUCUCACGCCUUCCCUUACAUCAAGACGCGCAUCAAUGUUAUCCACAAGGAGGAGAUCAUCCUUGUCCCCAUCGAGGUGGCCAUUGAGGACAUGCAGAAGAAGACUCAGGAGCUUGCAUUCGCCACAAACCAAGAUCCUGCCGACUCCAAGAUGCUGCAGAUGGUUCUGCAGGGAUGUGUGGGCACCACUGUCAACCAGGGCCCCCUUGAGGUGGCGCAGGUCUUUCUUUCCGACAUUCCUGAUGAUCCAAAGCUGUUUCGCCAUCACAACAAAUUGCGCCUCUGCUUUAAAGACUUCACUAAGAGGUGUGAGGACGCCCUGAGGAAGAAUAAAGCCCUGAUCGGACCAGAUCAGAAAGAGUACCACAGAGAACUGGAGAGGAACUAUAAUAAACUGAAAGAAGCUCUGGGUCCUCUCAUCAACCGCAAGAUCCCCCAGCUAUACAGAGCCCUGCCAGCUCAGGCUACACAAACACAACGGAACUCCUACAGCAGGUCCAGUCUCCGCAAGGUCGACUGUUGAGGCACAGCAAACUGGAUAGCGACGUGGAAAGACAAGCUUUAGAAAUGAGCUUCAUCCCGCCUGUUUCACCCCCUCCCCCCUCCAACGUAUUGCACACCAACUGUCACAAGCACACACAUGCACCGUCCUCUUGCCCGUCUAGCUCGUUGUCUUACCCAACCCCCCCCCCAGCCACCCAGUCAUGCAAUAAUCCCCCCCACCACCACCACUUCCACCACACACACACAGACCCUCAUCACCUCUUCCCUGCUGAACCAUCUCCCCCGUCGCCACCACUCUCACACCUCCUUAGGAGAAAACCUCGGCUGUUUAUACUUCGAGGUUAUCCCCACUGUAAACAUUGUCAUAUGGAGCGAGGCUCUGACAUGUCAACGUUUUAAACCAAAAGUAAACCAGAAGUAGCCUCCUCACAGUCACCUCUCCGGGCUUGAUCUAGUUUUAACUUCUCACAGGACCACAGCUGCCAAACACCACUUUUAAACCAAAUUGUUCGUGAAUGUAUUUGUUUUCCUUUUGCCUCUGGUGUGUUUGCUUUUGAAGAGGCUGUAGUUUGUCUGUUUCGUGUCAUUUGUCGGUUUAAUUUCUAAAAGACUGUAAACCAUGCCUGGUGGUCACUGCCAGACUUGGUUAUUAAAUAGUCCCAGGGAGUUUUCUUUAGUUAUCAGCAGACCAAAUAACUGACAUUCCUUCAUUCUCAAGUUGUCACACUUUUUUUUAUCCUGCCUAUCCCUUGUUCUAAAAAUUCAUUACUGGAGGUGGAGAUGGGAUCACUCUGUCCAAGUGGAGGUUGGAGAAGGAAAUGGAUUAUUGUAGAAGGGGAACAGCAGGAUGUUUAAAUGUGUAUUUUAAACUGUGAAAUUUCCUUGUAAUGCACUGCAGUCACAUCAGAUGUUUAUCACAGAAGCACUGCCCUCGGCCAGGCCGUCCCCCUCACCCACAUGAAUGCGUUCAAACUGUGACAUUUACUCUGCAGAACAGUCUGAUAAUUUCAUACAUUUUUUGACUGCUUGGUAUCAGGCAAGUCCACGUUUGACUGUAUCUGAACUGCUGUGAGAAAGCACUCCAAAUGCCUUGUGUUUCUCUAACAUCAUGUUUAUAUAUUCAUUGUAGUUAUUUCCAACUACUGUAUUAUAUUGCACUAUUAAGCAAACUGCAGCACAUUAACACUGUAACUACUAAGAUAACAGAGCUUUUGUUAAUUUACAAGGCUGGAAACUGUUUUCUUUUUUUUUUUUUUUUACCAAUUAGAUAUUUUUUUUAAUUUAUUUACACUGUCUUUUCUUUUUUUACUGCUUUCUAUUAAAUUUAUCUUACUGCA
Scatophagus argus is the source of this 8243-nucleotide messenger RNA. RefSeq names its product dedicator of cytokinesis protein 7-like. The record is from RefSeq and is a predicted model, not a curated record. Gene Ontology annotation, molecular function: guanyl-nucleotide exchange factor activity. Gene Ontology annotation, cellular component: cytosol. The transcript is spliced from 50 exons. Gene Ontology annotation, biological process: small GTPase-mediated signal transduction; positive regulation of GTPase activity. NCBI's taxonomy places the organism in Eukaryota, Metazoa, Chordata, Actinopteri, Scatophagidae. The coding region runs from base 797 to 6925 and encodes 2042 amino acids.